Rubroshorea leprosula is the source of this 1043-nucleotide messenger RNA. NCBI's taxonomy places the organism in Eukaryota, Viridiplantae, Streptophyta, Magnoliopsida, Malvales, Dipterocarpaceae. The record is from the annotation of a GenBank genome assembly.
AUAAUAAAAUUUAUCGAAUCUCAUCUUGAUCACAGACAAUAAUUCUUCCAAAUGGCAAAUCUAUACAUUAAUCAGGCGAAACACUACGCCGUGGGUCGCCCCGGUUACCCCAAGCAGCUCUUUCAGUACAUUGCCUCCAAGACACCUUCUCAUGAUCUUGCUUGGGAUGUCGGCACUGGCACCGGCCAGGCUGCCCGAUCUUUGGCUGAAUUAUACAAGAAUGUUGUAGCCACAGAUACCAGCCCAACACAACUGGAGCACGCAACUAAGCUCCCCAAUAUACGGUACCAACACACCCCUCCGACAAUGUCUUUGGAAGAGCUCCAACAGAAGGUGGUGGCAACAGAAUCGAGUGUGGAUCUGGUGACGGUGGCCACAGCCAUGCACUGGUUCGACCUCCCCAAAUUCUACGAACAGGUUGUGAAUCUAUAACAGAUGUUAAUGUGAAAGAAAGAGAAACUAUAUAGACCAAUGGUAAAAGAAUGUGUAAGAGGAAUUUAAACAAACGGGUGGUGGGCAUAAGCCAAAUAUCAACCAACAAUCAGAAAAUCGCGUGCAAACAAGAUAUCAAGCAAAUAGUAACUAAUCUCUGCGAAUAAUUGUAACAGGUGAGGUGGGUGUUGAAGAAACCCGACGGAGUGAUCGCCGCCUGGUGCUACUGCCUGCCGGAAGUCAACGAGGCCGUCGACGCCGUCCUGCUACGAUUCGACAAUAACCUUGACUGGGAUCCGGAGCGGAAAUUGGUGGAUGAGAAGUACACGACGAUCGAUUUCCCUUUCGAGCCGGUGGAGGGAGAGUCGGACACGGGCCCGUUUGAUCAGUUCGCAAUAGAGAGGAUGAUGAGUUUUGAUGAGUACUUAAUGCUCCCGAGGACGUGGUCCGCGUAUCAGAAGGCGAAGGAGAAGGGCGUUGAGCUUCUCGGCGCUGAUGUGGUGGAGGAUUUCCGGCGGGCUUGGAAUGUUAACGGCGACGGUCAGAAAUUGGUCAGAUUUCCGAUUUAUUUAAGGAUCGGGAGAGUAGGUGUCACGCCCCAACCUAGGGGU